UUGGAUUAUGUGACACUAGCUGAUGUACUGUAGAAUCAGUUAAGACUUCCGUUUAUAAAACUUAAGUCUCUUCCGGUCGUACAGCACACCGAGCAAGAUGGGUAAACCUCGUGGUCUCCGUACAGCACGUAAACACGUCAAUCACAGACGUGAUCAACGCUGGAAUGACAAAGACUACAAGAAAGCUCAUUUGGGAACCAGAUGGAAAGCUAAUCCUUUUGGUGGUGCUUCCCAUGCAAAGGGCAUCGUUUUGGAAAAAGUUGGAGUAGAAGCUAAACAGCCAAAUUCUGCUAUUCGCAAAUGUGUCAGGGUACAACUUAUCAAGAAUGGUAAAAAGAUCACAGCAUUUGUGCCUAGAGACGGUUGUUUGAACAACAUUGAAGAGAACGAUGAGGUUUUGGUAGCAGGAUUUGGACGUAAAGGUCACGCCGUUGGUGAUAUUCCAGGGGUCAGAUUUAAAGUUGUCAAAGUGGCUAACGUUUCUUUACUUGCACUUUACAAAGAAAAGAAGGAACGACCUAGAUCGUAAAAUCAUUGUCAUGUAUUUGUAAUUACAUCUAUAAAGACCUUCAGAAAAAUA
Megalopta genalis is the source of this 580-nucleotide messenger RNA. RefSeq names its product ribosomal protein S23 (gene RpS23). The record is from RefSeq and is a predicted model, not a curated record. Gene Ontology annotation, biological process: translation. Lineage: Eukaryota; Metazoa; Arthropoda; Insecta; Hymenoptera; Halictidae. Gene Ontology annotation, cellular component: small ribosomal subunit; ribosome. Gene Ontology annotation, molecular function: structural constituent of ribosome.